UCUCGCUUUAUUCCCCUCACCAUGGUCAAAUUCCUGGACGACAUGGAGAGGGAAASACCCAUCCGGUUCACCUCACAACAGCUAAGGAUAGCCACAGAAAACUUCAGCAUCUUAUUGGGUUCCGGAGGGUUCGGGACAGUUUACAAGGGAAUCUUUAGCAACGGUACGGCUGUAGCUGUGAAAGUUCUGAAUGGGACAUCAGACAAGAGAAUUGAGGAACAAUUCAUGGCGGAAGUGAGCACGAUGGGAAGAACCCACCACUUUAAUCUCGUUAGGCUUUAUGGGUUUUGCUUCGAAUCAAGUUUAAGAGCUCUUGUAUACGAGUUCAUGAUCAAUGGCUCUUUAGACUACCAUUUGUUYAAAGCCAAGAAAGGGGUUAUCAUAGGGUUUGAGAAACUCCACGAGAUYGCACUGGGAACCGCAAGAGGCAUCGCGUACCUGCACGAAGAAUGUCCACAGAGAAUAGUUCACUACGAUAUCAAACCAGGCAACAUACUCUUGGAUUCAAACUUCUGUCCAAAAGUAGCUGAUUUCGGUUUGGCCAAACUUUGCAACAGAGACAAGACUCAUAUAACGAUGACCGGAGGACGGGGUACCCCAGGCUAUGCGGCACCCGAGCUCUGGUUGGCUCUUCCAGUUACACACAAAUGUGACGUUUUUAGUUUCGGGAUGCUACUUUUUGAGAUCAUCGGGAGGAGGAGGAACAUGGACGAGACUCUUGGUGAUAGCCAACAGUGGUUCCCGAUAUGGGUGUGGGACARAUAUCGACUCAACCAAUUGAAGGAAUUGAUGAGAGUUUGUGCAAUUGAGGACACGAAWGAACAAGUUGUKGAGAGGAUGCUGAAGGUAGCUCUUUGUUGUGUUCAGUAUAGGCCUGACACUCGGCCGGUGAUGAGCAUCGUUGUCAAAAUGUUGGAAGGUGCAUURGAGGUUCCGGAGCCUUUGAAUCCUUUUUCGCAUUUAUUUCCAGGGGUUAGUGAGGUAGGUGAUUCGCUGGCUCGAACAGCAUGGAAUGUUGAUUGGUCGUCGUCUGAAGUGCUUUCCAAAYCUACACUAGUCAUGGGGACGCCUCUCAUGAGGGGACAUGAGAUCACAAUGGCCACACAGUGA
Molecule: messenger RNA, 1110 nt
Organism: Cynara cardunculus var. scolymus (artichoke)
Lineage: Eukaryota; Viridiplantae; Streptophyta; Magnoliopsida; Asterales; Asteraceae
Product: G-type lectin S-receptor-like serine/threonine-protein kinase At1g34300
Exons: 1
Coding region: 22-1110 (362 amino acids)
Biological process (GO): protein phosphorylation
Molecular function (GO): protein kinase activity; ATP binding
Source: RefSeq, a predicted model, not a curated record